AUGCAGAUGAGCCCUGUGGUACCAAACCUGUAUAUGGAGAAGUCCAGAGUACUGAGACGGGGGCUGGAGUUGGUCAGUUCACGUAACAUCUCCCUUCCUUCUGCAGAGGUUAACCUGACAGCUACAGUUGCUAAAGUGAUUGACAAAUUUGAGGAUGAAACUGCAGAUGACAUUUUCCCUGUUGGCAAUAUACGAAAAAAAGCUUCAGCCUCUCUCUUGGAAGCUGAUGAAAGGUACAGUGGGAAAGCGACAUCUCGCAAAGCCUUGCAAGAAGAACUCUGGGGAGAUGCUCUGUCCGAAGAAGGAUCUGCUGAAGAAGCAUUAGAUGAAUGGUACAGUGGCAGUGAAGAUUCAGAAGAGAAUGGCAGCUUAGGCACUAAACCAAAGGAGAAGCCCAGCAGUGCUGGCAGUGACCAGGAGGAUGACUUGGAAGAUGAUGAAGAGACAGAUCUGUCUGUCACGGCCAAGGCACCAAAGUUCAGUUGCCAUAAUAUCACAGACUUUGACAAAUUUACAGAGGGGAUGGAUGAUGUAGGAAGCAGUGAGGGAGAAGAUGAAGAUCAUGCCAGUGUGGAAGAAGGAAGUGAUGAGGAGGAAUAUGGGAGUGAAAAUCAUGACAAUGUAAAGGAAAUCAAAGACAAUGAAGACGAUGGGGGUGUGAUGACAUUCUCAAAAGGGCAAGAGGCUGAAGAAGUAGAAAAAGGAAAAGCUGUGAAGAACCAGCUAGCACUGUGGGAUCAACUGUUGGAAGGGAGAAUCAAGAUGCAGAAGGCCCUCGUAACAGUCAACCGGCUUCCACAGCCAGAUACUUACCCAAUCUUCAGAAAGGAAGGUGGACAAGAAUUUGACAAUGCUGUCGAGAACUGCUGUAAAGCCCUGGAGGCAUUGCUGAAAGUAUUAGUGGAACUUCAGGAUGAGCUACUUUAUCAAUACCCGGGCACAAGGCAUCUGGUGGAUGGAAAGCAAUCAAAAACUGAGAGCGAUGAUGAAAUCCCUAGCAGUAGCGAUGAAGAGCAAGUGGAUAAGGCUCAGGAGAAGAGGAGGAGCCUCCCCAAACGAAAGCUAAAGAUGGAGGACUACCCAGAAUUCAUAGCCAAGCGGUAUGCUGACUUCAGGACGUAUCGGAACAAUGUCUUGCAGAAGUGGCAUGACAAGACAAAGCUGGCAUCUGGCAAAAUGGGAAAGGGUUUCGGUGCCUUUGAGCGUUCAAUCUUGACUCAGAUUGAUCAUAUUAUGAUGGACAAAGAGAGAUUACUACGGCGGACACAGACCAAGCGAUCAGUGUAUACAGUGCUGGGAAAGCAGGAACAGGAAUCUCAUCCGGUCCCUGAAUCUUUGCCUGAAAAUUCGGAAGUCCUCCCUCAGUCAGAUUCCAACAGGCACCUGAAGGACAUAGAUGAGGAGAUAUUUGAUGAUGAUGACUUUUAUCACCAGCUCCUUCGGGAACUUAUAGAACGUAAAACCACUUCAUUGGACCCCAAUGACCAGGUAGCAAUGGGCAGGCAAUGGCUGGCCAUCCAGAAGUUACGAAGCAAAAUAAAGAAGAAAGUGGACAGAAAAGCCAGUAAAGGAAGGAGAAUCCGGUAUCAUGUCCAUAGCAAGCUGGUGAGCUUCAUGGCACCUAUUGACCACUGUACAAUGAAUGAUGAUGCCAGGUGA
Molecule: messenger RNA, 1659 nt
Organism: Phaethon lepturus (White-tailed tropicbird)
Lineage: Eukaryota; Metazoa; Chordata; Aves; Phaethontiformes; Phaethontidae
Gene: AATF
Product: apoptosis antagonizing transcription factor
Exons: 11
Biological process (GO): regulation of transcription by RNA polymerase II
Cellular component (GO): nucleolus; nucleus
Source: RefSeq, a predicted model, not a curated record